UGACGUGUUUCCGGUGUUUGUCGGUCACACCUUCGUUCGGUUACGAGCCCGCUAGCUGUUUGGGGUUGUCUGUGUUUCCACCGCGAAAGGCUGAGGGUGACCGGACGGUGAGAAGGGGGAAGUGAAGAAACAGGGGAGAUAAUCGGCGAGAAGCGUAACGGCAGGAGGGAAGGCCGAGAGGAGAGAAGCGGACUAAAGCUACGGUCGAAGGAAAGCGGACCGCGGAGGGGCAACAGGAGGAGGAGCAGGAAGAAGGCGGACCGAGUAGGGGCAGCGAUUAUUAGCGGACCGUGUCGGGUGAAGGCUGGGAGCCUGCGAACACCGGCGGCAACCGGGAGGCAGGCAGCAAUGGAGAGCAAACUGGCGCCCAAUGGGGACAUCUACAGCACCGUCAAUGGUCUCAUGGAGAAGGCGCACUCGGAGAGCAAGGUGACGGCUCGGAAGAACGGCUUCGUGAAACCCGCUUUCGCCCAGAACGGGAAGAUUCUUCACGUUGCACAGAAUGGAGGACUGUACAAGAAGCCAUUUAAUCAGUCUUUUGAGGAAACGCCUAUGCUCGUUGCUGUGUUGACCUACAUGGGUUAUGGAAUCCUUACAUUGUUUGGUUAUCUCAGGGAUUUUCUUCGGGAGUGGAAGAUUGAAAAAUGUCAUCAUGCUACUGAACGCGAAGAACAAAAGGAUUUUGUACCAUUGUACCAAGACUUUGAAAAUUUCUAUACCAGAAACCUGUACAUGAGGAUUCGAGACAGCUGGAACCGGCCCAUCUGCAGUGUCCCUGGGGCAAAGUUCGAUGUAAUGGAGAGAGUCUCUCAUGACUACAACUGGACAUUUGAGUUUACUGGCACUAUCAUCAAAGAUGUCCUCAACAUGGGUUCAUACAACUACCUGGGUUUUGCUGAACGCCAGGGUUUCUGUGCAGAUGCAGCAGCUGAGGCAACCAUCCAAUAUGGAGUUGGGGUUUGUAGUACACGGCAAGAAAUUGGUAACCUAGACAAACAUGAAGAGCUAGAAAAGUUAGUGGCUCGGUUCUUGGGAGUUGAAGCAGCCAUGGCAUUUGGAAUGGGCUUUGCAACAAACUCUAUGAAUAUUCCUGCUCUUGUUGGCAAGGGCUGUCUGAUCUUGAGUGAUGAGCUAAACCAUGCCUCUUUGGUGCUUGGAGCCAGACUUUCAGGUGCAACCAUCAGAGUUUUCAAGCACAACAAUAUGCAGAGCUUGGAUAAAUUGUUGAAAGACGCUAUUGUACAUGGGCAGCCACGGACUCGCAGACCAUGGAAAAAGAUUCUCAUUGUUGUAGAGGGAAUUUACAGAGCUAUCUACAUCUUGAAAAUGUCAUUACCUCAAUGGUUUGCAACGUCCUGUUAUUCCAGUAUGGAGGGCUCUAUUGUCCGUUUACCCGAGAUAGUGGCAUUAAAGAAGAAAUACAAGGCUUACCUGUACCUCGAUGAGGCUCACAGUAUUGGGGCGCUAGGACCAACGGGCCGAGGUGUGGUGGAAUAUUUUGACCUCAGUCCCAAGGAUGUGGAUGUCAUGAUGGGAACCUUCACUAAGAGUUUUGGCGCAGCUGGCGGAUACAUAGCAGGCAAAAAGGAACUCAUGAACUACCUUCGCUCACAUUCUCACAGUACAGUGUAUGCUACCUCAAUGUCUGCACCUAUUGCAGAGCAAAUCAUUGCAUCCAUGAAAUGUAUCAUGGGAGAAGAUGGCACAACACUUGGUCAAACCAGAGUUCAACAGCUGGCGGAGAACACUCGGUACUUCAGAAGAAGACUGAAGGAAAUGGGAUUCAUUAUCUAUGGAAAUGAUGAUUCACCAGUCGUGCCUUUGAUGCUGUACAUGCCAGCUAAAAUUGGUGCUUUUGGGCGAGAAAUGCUGAAAAGAAAUGUUGGUGUUGUGGUGGUUGGAUUUCCUGCUACUCCAAUCAUUGAAUCCCGAGCCAGGUUUUGUGUAUCUGCUGCUCAUACCAGAGAGAUGCUGGAUACAGUUUUAAAAGUAAUAGGAGAAGUUGGUGAUCUCUUGCAGUUGAAAUAUUCACGACACAAAUUGGACCCUUUACUUGACUGUCCAUUUGAUGAAACCAUGUAUGAAGAAAACAAAGACUGAGCUCUGCCCCAGUUGGACAAACGUUUGCAAGUCCAAAUCUCUCUUUUCAGUUAGAUACCACUCUGCUUCUUUGUGCUUCAAAUCUUCACACCUAUUUAUAUUUUUUAAAACCCAAGUCGAACUUGAAGGUGUUGAAUAAGUCCUCAUCCACUAAAGCCAUUUUGUGUUUUGUUACCUGGAGCUACGUAUGCAGCUUUUCGGCAUUGACUUUAUUUGCUGAGAAAUCAAAAGAACGUGCAUUUGCUUCUCCUGAAAGAGUUUCUCCCCUUAAACUCUGUCAACAAUAAGCUACUACACAAAUAUAAUCAGUUUAUUGGCAAGAUGGAGCCACUGUUCACAGUAUGAAAUCUCUGAAUCUUUUUGGAAUGGUUUGAGUAACUCCAUACAUACCACAUUCCUCUUUUCUCUUUCCUCCCUCCACACAAGAUUUUAUUUCUUCUAAAUGUACUUGCUAACUAUGCUGGUCUUGAUCUUUCAUAUAAUUGACACAAUAAGAAUCUUCAAAAGGUGAGGUGGGACGGUGGCUUUGAAAAGCUGUUUAGAAUAACUUGCAAUGAUCCAAUUCAUUUUAUAUUUCUGUUCACAUACAAUCAGAGACCAAUUAAGAACUCCUGAGGCUAAAGCUGAUGUUGGCUAGCCCUGAAUUGCCAAUUAAUUAAUUGUUGCUGAAAAUAGCACCGAUUCUGUCUGUACAACUGUUUAGGUUGCUUUUACCUCAUUUCAAAGAAGGUGCUCCCUCCCCUCAGCUUCACAAAAGCUUUAUUUUUUUAAAAUUUAGUCCACUUGUGUGUGCAAUUUAGCAUUCAAAGUACAGUUGAUUAAAACUACCAAAUAUGAAGGUAAUGCUAGAAGUUUUUAAAAUCUGAAAUGAAAUUUUGAAGUGUAUGGAGUUUGUUGAAAGCUGGACCUUUGUAUCUCAAGCAAUAGAAUCUUUGGACAUUAAGUAGGAAAUUAGGAUUUUGUUUAUAUCUUUGUUCUGGAAAUUUUAUUUGGAGAUUGUGGUAACUUAAUUUACCUGUAUAUUAAAAAUCUCAAAUUUCACCCAAAAUUGAAAUCAUCAGGUCACCACUGUCUCCUGAGCUGUGUAAUCUUAAGACCCCAAAUAAUGCAACAAAACAGUUCCUCAUCUUCCUCCUUCCCACAAGAUUUAUUUCACUAGUGACCACUGAGAUGUGAGAACACCCUUAUCUGAAACAGAAAAAGAUUUCUACCGCACGUAUAAAAUAAGUAUUUUACAGACACUCCGUUCAGUAUGUAUCCACGCAUGAAAAGUGCUGCAGUUGAGCUUCAUGGUGCAUAGCCUGACUCCUAGGGAAUUGAUACAUUUACGCCGCUGUCAGUUAGUAUUUUCAAUAUUUGUUAUUGCAUCUGUUGAUUUUACUGUGGGAGAGGGGAGGGAGGAUUGUUACAAUUUCAGCAUUUUUUCCUGCACAAGAUAUUGCUGGGUGAAAAUGAAGUUUUCUGAAAAAAAGAAAAUGGACAGAGCUCCAUGUUCCAGAUCUUGUAUUCAGUAUUAGGUUUAUCAUUGCUGAGGACUAGCCUGAAAAUUUAGGCCAUGUGUGUCUUUGCAUGUGAUAUUGUAAUACUGGAAGGAGUUUUUGCACACAGCUCUAUGACUAUUUUAAAUUCUUUCAGAUUUGGAGUAAAUGGCCACAGGUAUGGUCUCUGCACAAAUAAUGUAGAUAUUGCCAUAAAUGCCUCACAGGCAGUUGGUAUGUCUGCAGAAUUCUGCAUCUUUUAUGUUUUAAGUUGAUGGACGUACUAAAGGGAAUGCACUGUGGCAUGUUUAUAAGUCUACUAGCCACUGGUUUAACCUGUAAAAGAUUGCGGAGAAAGUGAGAGGAUAUAAGUGGUGCUGGAGUGCAGAGGUUGAGAAAUGCCCUCCGAUGUUGAAUGUACUGGUAGUGUACCUCUCAUUUCUGUAUUGUAUGUUUAGUUGCCAGACCUCAGGAAUAGUCCUUAUUAUCCUGUUUAUAACUGGUGGAUCCCCAGUAACUUGAUUGUUAAAUGUACUGUGCGGUCAGUGUGAUGCUGAUACUGUAUUGUGUCCAGUGAACCCCUCCUGAAACACAUGGAUUUUGGGUGAGGACAGGAUCAUGCAACCCACUCACCUCAAAAUUCACUUCUGAGGUGUGUGUAUUGAAGGUUGGUGCUUUGGGUGAGGUACCAGAGAGCAGCUAUUGCCUGUGAAAUUAAACCCCAUUAUAGUAUAAGUCCGUGCUUUCAGUAUGAAAAGAGCUAGAAGUGAAGAGAGGGAAAUUGAGUCCACAGAUUUGCCAGAUAGUUGGCUAAGCCAGGGAUGCAGAAUAAAAAUGAUUUUGCAACCCAUUUUCCCCCAAAUUUGAAUUGACUGUGUAGUAUUUCAUUUGUCAUGAUGAGGAAAAUGCUGGUGAAUCCUAACAGUGCCAGAUCCAAUGCCAUCAUCAUGUUCUUUUUCUUAUUUCAAAUCAGCAAUUUGAAAUCGCUCCACUUUUUAUUUUUCUAACUCCAGAUCAGUUCAAGCAUAUUACAAAUCUCACUUAAGUUUAAGGGAUGACGUACCAUGUGAAAUACUAGCAACUUUUUGUAUUAAAAUAAGCAAUCAAGAAUUGUUUUGUUAUUAAUUGGGUUCCUUUUCUGCUUAAAUUGAUUUAAGCAGCAGAUCAUUGUAAGCAAAUGCAGCUUUAGUUUCUCUGGGGAAGUAUUCACUUUUGUUUUUAAGGAAGAAAAGAUUUAAUAUAAUUAUUGUACUAUUAAAAUGUAGUUUGAGUUCUCCAUGUUUCAAGCUGUGUUCAUGGGCUGUCACUAAGGCUGCUUAUGUAACAUAUUCUAAAUGGUGCUUUCGUUAUUAAGUAACUCUGGAUCAAUCAGUUAAAUUAAUUAUACAAUUAUGUUCUCAUAGUUCUGCCAUUCCAAAUUAAUAUUGUCUCUUUCUCCUCUUGCUAGGAAGGCAUAGUUAUGGUUAUUACACUUUUUUAAUUCUAUCUAGUUUUUUGCUCCAUUAGUCUUGCCCCAAGCAAAGUAUUACUAUAGAGUCAGUUAUUUUGUUUUCCAACUGCUUUACUGCAAGUCCUGUGAGUUUUCUUUUUUCCAAUGCAAUACCAACUUCUGAUGCACUUUCUCAACCACACCUUCUACAUUUCAUUUUGUCUGCUAUCUUUUGAUUAGCUUUUGUAUUGUAUAGCAAGUUUGUGUCCCCCCCCGACUUUGCAUUGGGAAAUGCGGAAAUAUCGCUGCUUUUUGGUGAAGUUUGCUAUUAAGCAUAAACUUGUCAUCGGAGAGGAGUUGAUUUGAAAUGUAAUGUCCAGUUGACUUGCAAAAAGGAGAAAUCUGUUCACGAUUGCUCAUCUACAUUGAAGCUUUCCACCUGAUCUUGACUUUUUAUAAGCUUUGUAAAAGGUGUGAUUGCUUAUUGCCUCCUUUUAAGAUUAAUUCAUAAGUAUCUUUUCUGUUUAAAUGCACAACAAUUAAGCACUCCUAUGAAAGUCAGCUUGUCACUAUGGUAGAGCAGGUUCCCUAUGCAAAGUAUUUUUUCACAAGUAAACAGCAACGGUUCAGUAAACAAUGCUGGAAGAACAUUUAUUUUCCACCUUCAACUUCCUUGAUAGCAUAUGUUUGUAGCUCAAAAAUUUUCACAUUUCUGGCUGUAGAAAUACAGAUUGUUUUCUAUUGAUUAUGGCCAUUGUCAUCUCCGCUUGGGCAUCAAAUAUGCAAUGGCCUCGCUUUCUGGAAAAUCCUAUCAAAGGGUAUGCUGGGAGAGAAAAAAAUUUCCUAGGUAGUCUGUCAGAGCAGCUAGUUUAAGGAAAUGAUGCCUGACUGAGAGUUUGAAGAGUAUAAUUUCCAGGUAGUUCCAUAAAUGCUGUGAACAGAUGCAGGCAGCAGUAAGAAGUGUUAUCCUGCUGCAACAUGUUUUGUUUAAACCAAUUUUUUACUGUACAUUUUUGACAGUGCAUGCAAAUAAUCCUGGCUAACACAAUGUCACUAAUUUCAUGGAAAGCUAUAGUGGGGGUAGUGUGUUAGAGAUUGGGAAGGGUACUGCAACAUUCUCCCAUGUUGCACAUGUCCAUAUAAAAACAAGCUUUCAUUUUAUCACAACCUUUAAUCCUUGUAUAUUGACAUAUUACAAAGUAUGAUUUGCAAACCUCAAAAUCACAUUUGAAAGUUCAAUGUACUGAAAACAAUCUUUUCACUAUGAUGUCUUAUAUUUGUACAUUCAUAAAUCUAUCACUGGUCAUCAAUGUUGCUUUAACUUUAAGAUGACUAAUUUUUUUUCUCAUUGUCCCGUGAAUUUUAAGCUCACAAGUGCAGUUAUUUUUAGCUGUGUGAUCAGGAUGCUGCCAAUUCUAGACAAGUCGGUGGUUGUACUUAACCAGUUGACAGUCAAGGCAGUUAUGAAAGACCAUACAAGAGACCCUUACAUAGGCCUACGGCAUGUUGAAACUAUGCAGACUUUUUUUAAUACACAAUAGAACUUUUCAUAGUGUUUGUUUUUUUUAAGAAAAGUUACUUUCCUUGUUGGGGAAAUGUUUUUUUUAAAUUGGAUAAUUCGUUGGAAGCUGAUUAACACAAGUUCAUGUACAGCACCUUCUGUAUGUGAGCAGGCUCUAGAAGUGCACCUUUUAUUUAUCUCCUGAAGAUGCCACAGUGCACUUGUUAGCAUCACAGAGAGUGCACUCUCAAUCUCUGCCAUGCCGUCAUGAAAGGGAAGAGAAAAAUGUUAUGUGCCCACCUCAUGUUAGCCAGCUAAUGCCAUGGAGAGGACACAUGUCUAAUUUCUUUGCCAACGAAUGGUAAUGGUCUUGAGGCAUCCACUGAUGGGGCAGCAAUUAUCAGGAAAUUGUUUUGAAAAUUUCAGUGCACUGGUUUAUCGGUGCAACUAGAGCUUCAAAAGAAUGUUUUUGUUAAUGCAUUUAAUCUAGUCUUGAAACACUACCGAUUGAAACAACAGCUGUAAACUCUGUACUCGGGCUGUGGCUACAGAGGCCUGCUGUGCCACCUUCUGCAAGGAAGUUUCAAAAUCAGUUGGUCAUUUUUCUCACAGGUGUUUUUGCUAACUUGCACUAAAAAAAGACUGUUCGAUUUAAGAAUUAAACGUAUCUUUUUCCAAUGUUUCACGUCGGCUGCCAAUGCAUAGUCUUCUCUUAAACUGUUUUGAGGAAAAGGAUGACUGUUACAUCUUAAUGCCGAUAGGUAAGGAUUGUACAGGUUUGCACUCUUCAGGCAUGAAAAGACUUCUCCAACUUCCUUAAAAUAAAGGAAGUGCUUCUUGCAGGGCGGACCAAGAAGGGCACUGUAAAAUGGUGUGUAAUCAGGAGGUAGUAAUUGCUGGAUACAUUUUGGGAGUCUCAACUGUCAACUGCAGUAGUGCCUUGUUAAGUAGCAUAUUGUUGAGUUUUAUUUAGAUUGUGAACUGGGAUAUUAGAAAAGGAAGAGAAGAAAUUGAAUGCCAGUCUUUUUUUUUUGUUGUACUGUACCAUGUUAGUUACCAAACAUACUCAGACAUGUCUACUCAACAUAAUGACUUGAUUUAUUGUUGGAUUUAAAAGGUUGAUGCUCGUUUGUGGCAUUGUGUGUUGAUGUUUGGACAGUGUUGACUGUAGUUAUGCAAACUAAUAUGUAUCGCAGGAAUGUCUGAGUAACUAACCUCUUCCUGUGUUCUGGUAUUGCUAAAGUAAGGCAGGUGAAGUAUUUCUAAUAGGACCAGAUAAAUACUAAUGUUGACUUUGCUGGCAUAGCAGUAUUUUACCCAUUUGCAGAGGUAGCAAGGAUUGUUAUAACUUUCGUUCAGUUUGCUUUUCUGUUGAAAAACAGGAUGACCAUUGCCCAAAUGCAAUUUAAGAACAUAAAUGUGUACCUUUGGAAUCCUAAUUUUUGUCAAUUUUGAUGCCCACAAUGCUCCCUGGAUUAUAAAUUAGUAUCUUGAUUUGUCAUUGUGUGCUGUGGUAGAUACUGUGUCGAGCUAUAGAUGCAGUUCCAUCAUUUUAAGCAAUCUUUGAACUUACUUAUUGCAAGAAAUCAAAACGUCCGUUUGAUAAAGCGCUGUUUAUUCUGUGAACAUAUUGUGAAAUCAAAGGCAGAACCACCUUUAUUCAAAUGUGUUCUUGCUGCAUAUUUUGUACUAAGCAUCCUAAUAACUUUGGCUUCAGAUUAGGAAUGAUUUUGUUUGUUACUUAAAUCAAGGCCAAGAAAAGAGUUCUUCGUGUGUUCUAAAAAUGAUAAAACACAAAUCUCCGAACCGGCGUGCAGCCAGCCAAAUACAACCAUGUUCAUGACACUCGAUUUAAGGAUAAAAUGAAAUCGGUUAAUUCCUGUAUCUUGAAAAAUGUUUUUUUUUUAAAUGACGAUUGAAGGAUCCUCUUUGCCUUUAUCUACGUUUUUCUCAUUGAUUUGGUUAAUAAUUACUUAAUGUUUUUUGUGAUUUGUAUGAAUUUUAACCUGGAAUGACUGAAGGUUGCAUUGAUAUUUGUAACAAAAGUCUCUACAUUUUUCCCAGGAUAGAAGAAAAUCCAAUAUUUAUUGAGAAUUUGGAAAUCUUUGAGUGACUUCACCCCUUCACAUUUUAUUUGUUGUGGGAUGGAGGGGAGCAAUGGGAAGAAAUGAAGUUGCCCUUAGAAAUUCUGUCUGCCUCUGCACACUUCAGCAAUCAAAUGUUUCAAUUUGGUUUGCUUUUCACAUUUGAAUGAUCUUGGUCCCAGUGGUGGAAUACCAUUUGCAGUGUAUUAUAAAUGCAAUUAAUAUCCCUUACUGUUUCUGUACAUAUCCUGGUCUUUUGUACAUGAGAUGUUAUAAAUGUACUUUUUUGAUGGGACUCAAUGCAGUAGUGUUUUAUAUUGGAACCUUCUUUGCCUUUUACCUUGAAUGUGGUUUUACAUAUAUCAUUGGUUUAUGAAAGUGUAAUUUAUUCAUGCAUUCUGGUGCAUGUUGAAAACACUGGAGAAUCGAUAACUGCUUGAAAAAUGUCAACUGAAAUGUAUGUUCUAAAUAAAAACUUUCAAUAUG
This is a messenger RNA of Rhincodon typus (whale shark), 9078 nucleotides long. It is a transcript of the gene sptlc2a, whose product is annotated as serine palmitoyltransferase, long chain base subunit 2a. The record is from RefSeq and is a predicted model, not a curated record. The coding region runs from base 349 to 2100 and encodes 583 amino acids. Gene Ontology annotation, molecular function: pyridoxal phosphate binding; serine C-palmitoyltransferase activity. Gene Ontology annotation, cellular component: serine palmitoyltransferase complex. Gene Ontology annotation, biological process: ceramide biosynthetic process; sphingosine biosynthetic process. Lineage: Eukaryota; Metazoa; Chordata; Chondrichthyes; Orectolobiformes; Rhincodontidae. The transcript has 13 exons.